This is a messenger RNA of Magnolia sinica, 2775 nucleotides long. Its product is annotated as G-type lectin S-receptor-like serine/threonine-protein kinase SD2-5. Gene Ontology annotation, biological process: protein phosphorylation. Gene Ontology annotation, molecular function: protein serine/threonine kinase activity; ATP binding. Lineage: Eukaryota; Viridiplantae; Streptophyta; Magnoliopsida; Magnoliales; Magnoliaceae. The transcript has a single exon. Bases 125 to 2671 code for a protein of 848 amino acids. The record is from RefSeq and is a predicted model, not a curated record.
UGAAAAGUGGGUUUAACUGCAGUAAUUUCUCAUGCGUAUUCUGCAUUGCCAUGUGGAAGAGACGAGUGCCAUAAAAGAAAAGUUGGAACUCUGUUUAUGAAGAAGAAAACAGAAAGUGCGAGUCAUGGUUCUAUGCAUCUUUUUCUUCGUAAUUCUCAACUUUCCUUUCUGGCUUUCCUCUGCUCUCAAGUCGUCUGAAGGACCUAAUACAUGGUGGAACAAUAAUUCAUUAACUGACAAAAUCAAGUAUGGAGAUGGUUCCUUCGCGAGGUUAAUCUUAAAGGCGAACAGGUCCGAUCCGGACGUACCAGGAUUCGCAUGCGGAUUUAUCCGCACUGGCACCUGUGAUUCCUAUUUUCUUGCAGUCAUUUUUCUCAACGGUGGUGCAACCGAUCCGCAAGGAGGCUUUCCAGGCCUAGUUUGGUUAGCCAACAGAGACAAACCCAUAAGAGAGAAUGGGAUGUUGUAUCUGAAGACCGAUGGAGAUUUGGUCCUGCAAGAUUCGGAUGGCAAAAAGGUUUGGUCUACUGACACGUUCGGGAAGUCCAUUGCUGGCAUUAGACUUCAAGAAAAUGGAAAUCUUCAGCUUUACGGUAUCGGCUACACGGUUUGGGAGUCGUUUGAUUAUCCGACCGACACAUUACUCCCUGGUCAGAAGUUAUAUGAGGACCGUCGGCUUACUGCCAGCUCCUCAGCUAAGAAUUGGAGCAGUGGGCAGUACUACGCUGAGAUGACUUCUACUGGUUUCGCUGCGUUUGUCCAAUUGGAUGCACCGUCGAUGUAUGUUCAGCUGAUGCCGGAUCCAAUUCCGGGACAACAGUACGACCGGGCGUGUUUAAAAUCUUUAUCUUGCAGGCACGACUCACCUUCUUCUCGAAAAAGACCAACAAUCUAUGCAGCACUCAAUGGCACACACCUUGUCCUUACCAUGGGAGAAAGCAACGGUAGUUAUCGGGUAUACCCUGACUCUGCCGUUAGAUCCUAUCAGUACCUGAGGCUGGAUUUUGAUGGCCAUUUGAGGACUUACCAGUGGCAGAAAAACGAUGUUUUCCGUGAGGUUUAUGAUUUUGUAGUUCAACGUUGGGAUGCCUGCCAGUAUCCUCAAAACUGCGGUGAUUAUGAAGUUUGCAGCGGAGGAGGCAAUUGCAGUUGUCUAAAGGCGGUAGACGGGUUGGAUUACUUCAAGCGAAACAGAGAACCAUUGCCAAAACAGGGAUGCUCUGAAAUCACUCCCUUGUCUUGCCAGAGUCCAUUAGAUCAUCACGAUCUUGUGGAUUUUGGAAACCUUUCCUACUUCAACUUCAUUGAUUCAGGUGCUGCCGUUCAGAAAUUGAAAGAUCUAGAAGGAUGCAAACAGGCAUGUUUGAAAAACUGCACUUGCAAAGCUGCUUUCUUUAAGUAUGGCAGCAACACUUCUGAUGGAGAUUGCUAUUUGCCAUCCAAGAUCUUGUCGUUGCGAGCAAACCCAAUACCAGGUGUCAACAAUUCCAAUUCAUCUGCAUUCAUCAAGAUUCAACGCCCUUACUUAGCACCGACUCCUCGGCAUGUAGCUGCAAUAAUAUCAGGGUCGGUAGCAUUGCUAGUUGUUUUUAUUCUAUCUGCUAUCUGUAUUGUGAUUUCAAGGAAGAAAAUGAAGAAGAAAGAGGGGGAGGAUGAAGGGGAAUAUUUCAAACAAGUACUGGGAAUGCCCCGGAAAUUUUCUUAUGAAGACCUGCGCAUUGCAACGGACGAUUUCAGGGUAAAGCUUGGAGAAGGAGGAUUUGGAUCUGUGUUUAAAGGGAUUCUGGAAGAUGACACCAAAAUUGCGGUGAAACAAUUGGAAAAAAUAGGGCAAGGAAUGAAGGAGUUCUUGGCGGAGGUUGAAACAAUAGGCAACAUUCACCAUUUCAAUCUUGUGCAGUUCAUUGGCUUUUGUGCGGAGAGAUCUCACCGACUACUAGUUUACGAAUACAUGAGCAAUGGGUCCUUGGAUCACUGGAUAUUCAGUGAAAAUAAGAAUCAAGUUCUAGAUUGGCAGACCCGAAAGAAGAUUAUACUCGAUAUAGCAAAAGGGUUGGCUUAUCUUCAUGAAGAAUGUCGGCAACGAAUCGUUCAUUUGGAUAUCAAGCCUCAGAACAUUCUCUUGGACGACAAUUUGAAUGCCAAAAUUUCAGAUUUUGGUUUGUCGAAGCUGAUGGAUAGAGAUCAGAGCCAAGUGCAGACGACAAUGAGAGGAACUCCAGGAUAUCUAGCGCCGGAAUGGCAGCAGCUUAGAAUUACGUUGAAAGUAGACAUCUAUAGUUUCGGUAUCGUCCUUCUUGAAAUUGUUUGUGGAAGGAAGAACUUGGAUAGUUCUCGUUCAGAACCAAGCAAGCAUCUGCUUAGGUUGUUGCAGGAGAAGGCCAAAGAGAACCGUCUGAUUGAUAUCAUUGAUGGGUCAAGUGCAGAUAUGGAAUUGCAUAGAGAAGAAGCCAUGAAGAUGAUUAAUCUCGCAGCAUGGUGCUUGCAGGAUGAUCAUACAAGAAGGCCUCUGAUGUCUAUGGUGGUGAAGGUCCUAGAGGGAGUAAUGGAAGUAGAGCCAGAGAUCAGUUAUAGAUUUUCCAAUGCCAUGGCAUGUAAUCUUACUACUAGGGCUGAUUUUCACAUCUCGUCGGAUCCACCGCAGGCGUCAGUGCUCUCAGGGCCUAGGUAAUGGAAGCUUAUGGUUGUGUAAGGUUAUGAACAUAGGCAGGUCCAGGUACAUGUUUGAUUCCCGUCUGUUGGUGUUUGUUGCAAACCAUGAGUUAAAAGUUACCG